Drosophila kikkawai is the source of this 760-nucleotide messenger RNA. RefSeq lists its product as uncharacterized. Lineage: Eukaryota; Metazoa; Arthropoda; Insecta; Diptera; Drosophilidae. The record is from RefSeq and is a predicted model, not a curated record.
UGUUGACAUAUUGAGAUAUUGCGGCAAUUUAGACCAGACGGCACCAUUUAAAAAGCCAUUAGGGCCAAAUCUGCCGACGGAAUGCUCAGCCAGGAACAAUGGAAUCCCCCAUUAGCAGUUAGUCCAUAGUUUGUCUGUUAUCCAGUAGCCAAGCAAGCCGCCUUUCGAAUGUCUCUGCUCAAGUUGAAGCUUCUGGUUCUCAGUUGGAUGGCCGAACGCUGUCUUAGUGCCCAGGUAGUGCACUUGGAUCGCUUCACGUUCACCGUCGACGAUCACGCCCUGUUCCUGUCCCAGAGUGCCGUUCUAGAGCAGGAGCAUAAUCGCAGCUACCUCUCUGGACACAUGAUGAUUAACCGGCUUGUAAAUGACAUCACACUAACUUCGUCAAUGGACAUAAUUCGGCCUCGGCGGCCGGAAAUGCGUCUCUAUAAUGUGAAGCUCAACUUUUGCUCCGUCCUUAAUAAUGGCUACAAAAAUAAGUUUAUUAGAUUGCUCUACAAUAAUUAUGCUGGCUUUCUUAAUACCAAACCGAAAUGUCCACUAAAGCCGAACUUCAACUACUCAUUGACAAGAGCCUUCGUCGACGAGGACUUACUACCAGAUCUCCUUCCAGAAUGCACCUAUCGCUUCAGAGCUUCCUUUGAGCAGAAGUCAAAGCCCUUGGCGCACAUGCAACUCGAUGGACGAUUGGUCGCCAAAGUCGGAAGGUCAAACUGAAGUUCUUGUAUUCUGUGCACAUAAAAUUCAGCAAUAAAAUUAA